AUGCCACCACGUACAGCACAUUAUCUAUCAGUCCAAGAACGUAGAGAAGAACAUAGAGAAACUGAUGCUGCUCGACGAUGUAGAAAAAGAGCAAUGGAAACCGAUGAACAAUAUCAGCAGAGACGUCAACGAGAUGCUGAUGCGCAUCGCCGUCGUCGUGAAGAGCAACGUUUAUUACCGACAACAGAUGUUGUAGCUCGCAAUCAACAUCAUGCUAAUAAUCUUCAGCUACAUAAUAUUGACCUUAUUGCAAUGCGCUCAAGCUGCCAACAGAAAGUCCUGGAAUGUGCUGCUCUAAUGGGAAGAUUUGAUCGUGAGCUUGCAAAUUCAAGUUAUGUUGUUUAUACCUUUCGUGUUCAAGGUUCAUUUUAUCACCAGAUUGUUUCGCUACUACCAGAAUAUGGCUCUGUAACUACUAUCUACAAAUUUAUUUACGCCAAUAUUCCUGGACUUGAUCAGAGAACUCAUAAUGCUCCAACGAAUUCUCAGGUAGCAGCAAUCUGGGUUAAUGGUAAUGUGCCUUCUGGUACUAUUCAGAAGCGUGAUAUUAUAUUGCAUACACGGAUGGAUCAUUUAAUUCGUAUUUCUGAAUUCAAUGGAUAUAUUCCUCUCACAUUUGAAACAAUUGUUAUUGCUGAAGAUUCUAAUUAUGAAAAUGAAAAUGAUACUCAUAAUAUAAUACGACAUAGAAGAUUCGCGAGUGCAAUGGAAUGUUACGCAUAUCGGCUUCAAUUCGACCUCAUUCUAUCCAUUUACUUUUACGUGCAGGACGACUCUUUCAACAAUUUGUUGUUUAUAUCUCUUCAAGAUGCAGUCUUGUGUGGUGAUUAUAAUCCAGUAGAUAUUGAUCAGAGAAUAGUACUUCCUUCCACAUCCAUUUGA
Molecule: messenger RNA, 882 nt
Organism: Ambispora leptoticha
Lineage: Eukaryota; Fungi; Glomeromycota; Glomeromycetes; Archaeosporales; Ambisporaceae
Source: the annotation of a GenBank genome assembly